Messenger RNA from Necator americanus (New World hookworm), 645 nucleotides. RefSeq lists its product as uncharacterized. Lineage: Eukaryota; Metazoa; Nematoda; Chromadorea; Rhabditida; Ancylostomatidae. The record is from RefSeq and is a predicted model, not a curated record. The transcript has a single exon. The coding region runs from base 1 to 645 and encodes 214 amino acids.
AUGCUUGCUGAGCGUGUUAUAAAAGUAUUCACCAAGAUCAUCCUCACACGCAUAUCUAGGACGCUGGAUGAAGCCCAGCCUCAAGAACAAGCUGGAUUCCGCCAAGGGUUCAGCUGCUUGGACCACAUCCAGACCGUGUCGAGGGUCAUAAAGGUUUGCCGGGAACACCGCCUGCCCCUUGUUCUAACCUUCGUCGACUAUGAGAAAGCCUUUGACAGCGUAGAAACGAAUGCAAUACUGUCAGCGCUGGUCGAUCAAGGUGUGGACGCGUCGUAUAUGAGGACAUUAGCCAAUUGCUACGAACGAUGCACGACUAGGAUACAGCUUUUCCACCGCCCUCUCACCAUACCCAUUGGAAAGGGGGAACGACAAGGCGAUACUAUAUCGCCGAAGCUGUUCAAGGCUGCAUUGCAAUGGAUAAUGAAGUCACUAUCCUGGGAACAAAGGGGCACACGUGUUGAUGGAAGAUUUCUCUCGAACCUUCGUUUCGCGGACGACAUCGUUCUCUUUUCAAGCAGUACCAAUGAAGCAGAAACGAUGCUCAACGAAUUGAACGAAGAAGGGAAGAGAAUAGGACUACGAAUAAACAGAAAGAAGACAGUUCAUGAAGAACGCCCACUGCGAGGACGGAGGAGUACAACUUGA